AUCGUUGGAUCUAUCAACAGACGCUAGAGAUAUUCUAAUAUCCACUUAGUGAACAAGUGGAACGAUCAUUCGAUUAUAUAAUUCGUAGACAGUAUGUCUGUAUAACAAUAUCUAACCGAGUGAAGAUACAAAAACUCGAGCGCGCUAAUAUUUUGGUUCAGUCUGUACCGAGACGUGAGGACAAUUGUGUGUCUAGCUUUUGCUUGUGCUCAAAAUAGUGUGUCCGGUAGACAGUUUGUAGGCCAAUACGUUAGGCACGGGUAGUGCUGUGUGUAAAAGUAACCUAAGAGAGUUAAGAAAGGACUGGGAAGGAAAAAUGACAAUUCUAAAAACAUACGUUUACGUGGUGCUGAUGUGUCUUCUAGGAAUUGGUUAUGCGAGCAUUCCAUUACCUGACAAGAAAUUCAAGAUUCUGGGUGUCUUCGGUCAUGUGGGAAAAAGCCAUUUUGCCGUCUUCGAGCCUCUUCUCGAAGAACUUGCACUACGGGGUCACGAUGUCACGGUACUGUCUCAUUUUCCACGCACAACAAAGUUAAAAAAUUACAAGGACUUAAGUCUGAGAAGCAACGAAAGUCAAAUCGCCGUUGAUGUCGUGGAUUUGAAGAUCGUGAAGGCUCACGCUGCGAGCGUAUUGUUUGAGCUGGUUACAUUAUAUCAAUGGGGUUUAGCUGGCUGUGAAAUAAAUUUGAAACAUCCUAAUACGCAGAAGCUGAUAAAAUCUAAUGAAAAAUUUGAUGUCAUUUUAACCGAAGUUUUUAACAGCGACUGCUUUUUAGGUUUUGUACAUAAAUUUCAAGCACCGUUUUUAAGCUUGUCAUCCCAUCAAAUUUUACCCUGGGUUAAUCCCCGUAUAGGGAAUCCUGAUAAUCCUAGUUAUAUUUCUACUACCUUUCAUGGGUAUUCGUCGCAUAUGACUUUCUAUGAACGUUUGAUGAACACUAUCUUUUUGGGAUUGGAAAAGAUAAUGUUUUACACAAUGUUCACGUGGUCAACGGAUGUGAUAGUGAGAGAAGUUUUCGGGCCAGAAGUACCAUCCGUUGUGGAAAUAGGAAAAAAUAUGUCAGCACUAUUAGUAAAUACUCAUUACUCUCUUCACCGUGCGCUACCUCAAGUGCCUGGUACGAUUGAAAUUGGUGGAAUCCAUAUUGGCACGCCGAAACCAUUACCAGCUGAUAUCAAAAAGUUCCUGGACGAAGGCACAGAGGGCGUGCUAUUGUUCAGCUGGGGAUCUAUGGUAAAAGCAUCUACUUUACCCCAAGAGAAACUCAACGAUAUCAUUAAAGUCAUUAGCAAUAUACCAAGACGAGUCAUUUGGAAAUGGGAAGCUGACGAGCUUCCUGGCAAACCUAAGAAUUUAAUGAUUAAGAAAUGGCUGCCUCAGGCGGACAUAUUAGGUCAUCCAAACGUCAAAUGUUACUUGGCACAUGGAGGUCUUCUUGGACUCUCCGAAGGUGUCAAUGCUGGAGUACCCUUGGUGCUAGUACCUAUGUAUGGCGAUCAGUUCCACAAUGCAGCACAAGCAAAGUCACGAGGAGUAGCGGAAAUCGUCGAGUAUGAAAAUCUGAAUGAGAAGACCCUCCGUGAAGCUCUAGACAAGAUCUUCAAUGACACCAGAUACUUGAAGAAUGCACGACUCCUGGCGAAGGCUUACAAGGAUCGACCUGCAGGUCCCUUGGACACAGCUGUCUGGUGGACCGAGUAUAUAGCAAGGGGUGACGGAGUGCCCUUCAUAAGGAGCCCGGCUGUGGAUCUUCCUUGGUAUCAAUAUCACCUGGUGGACGUUUACGUCUUCCUAAUAUCAGCAAUCCUGGUUUCGAUUUACGUCGCUAUACGUUUUACGAAGAUGGCGGUUUCCGCCGCUUUUGGCAAUUCCAAGGCAGCUAAGUCUAAACAAUCAAAUGACAGCAGUGCUGCCAACUCGCGGAAAAAGAAGAACUAACGGAUCGGAAUCGAAGCUUCAAAUCUUUUGCCACUGAUGCUGACUGUGUUGGGUUGGCCAAGGGAAUAGGGGAACAAAAUCUAAGACCACUGUGUUCCUUGCUCUCUUUUAUUUUUGUAUACGUACAUAUAUACACACCGUCCGGGAUACUCGUGGAAUCGAGAGGUUUCGCAGCACUGUGCUAGGGUGCCAGAGUUCGAGUGUUCUGUUCGUACUAAAAGGACUGAACCAUCUUUAAGGGCAUUAGUGGAUAUUUCCCAUGUGGCCAUGCAUCCGGGCCAGCCUUUGACUUGGGAUCUGACUGUACUAGGAAACCUCCAUGGAUAUCUUGGGCUAUAAGAAAAACUAAGACCAAGAGGAACGUUAAACUGACGCAGCAUACGCAUUGACGCUGAUAAUUUCUCACUUGAAUUGAAAAAGUCAAAGGGCGUGAGACAUUACCAGAUUAAAUGUAGCUAUAUUGUUGGAUGUAGCAUCCAAUUUUUCUUCAGACACUAUGUUCAUUGGUUUUUUAUUUUCAUUCUGAUUCUCUGAAUCCAGAAUACUUGUUUUUAUUAUUGUUGUCCGCCGUUAUUACAUGCUGAACUUGUUAUAUGAAAACCGACGUCUCUACGGUGGUCAGUUUUUAUGGAGCGACCAGCCUUGUAAAAGAUUACAAAUGCAAUAAUUAUUGUAUUGGAUAAGAUUCGUUUACUUCUUGAAGCCCGUUUGAAGAUCAAUGCGUUUUACCGGAUUAUUCUAUAUUUUUAAAAGAUCGAAGUAGAAGUGAUCAGAAAAUAGUGGAGGAUUGUUAGUAAGAUUAAAACUUUCUAUAAAAAUUAUCAUGUAACUCAAUAAAAGAUACAGAUUUCGUGCAGUUAAUAUCAGGUUCUUUAAGCUGAUUAUCAUAACCUUUUUAUUUAUGGAAAGUAUCAGGUGUCCAUGGAACUUUACUUAACCUGAGUUUCACUUUGUUCGAAAGAAAUAUAUUUUUGUUAUUUA
Cephus cinctus (wheat stem sawfly) is the source of this 2920-nucleotide messenger RNA. Its product is annotated as UDP-glucuronosyltransferase 2C1. NCBI's taxonomy places the organism in Eukaryota, Metazoa, Arthropoda, Insecta, Hymenoptera, Cephidae. The record is from RefSeq and is a predicted model, not a curated record. The transcript is spliced from 3 exons. Gene Ontology annotation, molecular function: UDP-glycosyltransferase activity. The coding region runs from base 317 to 1939 and encodes 540 amino acids.